Molecule: messenger RNA, 4140 nt
Organism: Pochonia chlamydosporia 170
Lineage: Eukaryota; Fungi; Ascomycota; Sordariomycetes; Hypocreales; Clavicipitaceae
Product: JmjC domain-containing protein
Exons: 2
Coding region: 1-4140 (1379 amino acids)
Source: RefSeq, a predicted model, not a curated record
AUGCCAACUUCUUUACAUCCGCAAGCAAAAUUCGACCCCAUUCCUCCAGAUCUUGACCUACAUGGUCUGGCAGACAGGACGCCAAACUUUAAAUGGGUCCAAAGGGUUUCGAGGUCUCAAAUACUCAAUCUUGGCCAACAAGGGUUUGAGAAGCUCAUCCAAAUCCAUGUUAUCACUGGGGGCAAACCGCUCGUCAUCGAUGGCUGGGAUGCAUUGUUAUCAAAGGACCUCUUCAGCGUCAAAUGGCUAGAGAAAGCUUAUGACAAAAAACAGGAAAAUGUGCGCGAUAUUACAGCCGGUGCCGAUAUUCCUAUGACGACGGGACAUUAUCUCAGGUCGAUGAAGCAAUUGACGAACCAAUGGACUCCACAAAACUUCCGAGAUGAGCGCCGGCAGAGACUUUACUUGAAGGAUAUUGAUUGCCCGGAUGAGUGGCGAGAUGCACUACAACGAGUAUUGCAUCCGAGUUUAUUUUAUCUCAAUGAAAAUGUUGCAGCGCCUCUUUCACCAGAUACUGCAGAAAUGGAUUCUGCAGGCACGAGACGGGACAGGGAGCUGUAUCCAGGCGGACGACCUGCUGCUCCCGCAGGUGACCUUAUGUCAAGCUUACCAGAGGAGAUGCGAGCUGAAAAUUUGAUGUGCUAUAUUGGCCACGAAGGCACGUACACACCAGCUCAUCGGGAAAUGUGUGCCUCUGUUGGGCAUAAUAUCAUGGUAGAAGCUUCGGACGACAGUUUUGGCGAGAAGUCCGGAAGUUCGAUCUGGUUCAUGACUGAGAGUAAAGAUCGCGACGUGGUUCGCGAAUACUUUUUGUCGAUGCUCGGCCAUGAUAUCGAAAUCGAAAAGCAUUUUGCACAAAUCAAUGCUUGGAAAAAGGCCCCCUUUGACGUUUACCUUGUGGAACAGCGCGCUGGUGAUUUCAUAAUAAUCCCACCACUUGCGGCGCAUCAGGUGUGGAAUAGAGGCACAAGGACAAUGAAAGUAGCCUGGAACCGAAUCACUCCUGAGACUCUUCGCUUGGCAUUACGCGAAGCUCUUCCAAAAGCUAGACUAGUGUGUCGCGAUGAGCAGUACAAGAACAAGGCGAUUAUCUACUUCACACUCCAGAAAUACUAUCACCUACUGAAGGACAUCGAAAGACAAGAAGACAUGAAUCAGACCAGUUUUAUGGGAAUCGGGAGGGACAUUGUCCGAAAUUCUCCGCGGGCAAGACAGCUUGCUGGGGAUUUCAAAUCCUUGUUCAAUCUUUUCACAGAAAUCCUUGUGGAGGAAGCCUUUGCGUAUAAAGAGAAGCAAGUGGAAUCUUUAGCCUUUGACUCAUGCGUUACUUGCUCCUACUGCCGCUCCAACAUAUUCAACCGCUUUCUCACUUGCAAACACUGCACAAGAAUUCUUGCCAGCGGCGAUGAGGAUGCAUAUGAUGUGUGCAUGGAAUGUUACGCUAUGGGGCGUUCUUGUGCGUGCGUAUCCGGCCUCCAAUGGUGUGAGCAGUGGUCUUGGGCUCAACUUAGCGAGAAGUACGAACUGUGGCGUGAGAUGAUCAUCAUCAAUGAUGGCUUUGUCGAUUUACAACGCUCACCUCCGCCGUUCGAGGCUGCUCGACAAAAGUCGGCAAGAAAGUCAGUCGCACAGAUAUGCCAGGAGGCUCUCAUCAGGCGACCAUGGAAAGAUAUCACAAAACAGGACUAUGGUAAAGCUCCAAGUGAUUCAGACCCGGGGGAUAUCGAGGAUGGUCCUAAAAAGAAACCUAAGAGAAAAAAGAAACAGGGGCAAGUCCGCCGUUGCCACGUAUGCUGUCACAAAGACUACAGCUAUCGAGUUCACGAAUGUUCCAAUCCCGAAUGCGCGGAGGCAUAUUGUUAUGGCGUUCUCUAUAGGGCUUUUGACAUGAUGCCCCAGUCGGUCUUACAAGACGAAAAUUGGCAGUGCCCUAAAUGUCUUGGCAUUUGUAAUUGCGGCUAUUGCCGCCGGGCAGGAAACACGAACCCCUAUACUCCCAAGAAUACCUCUCUUGGACAUGAUACUCGCCCUGUUGCCGAUGACCGGAGCGUUGAGGCUCUAGUCGACUUCCGCGUGCAUAAUUUGUCCUGGCUUAAAGCUGCAGGAGAAGAAAGCCGCAGCAAGAACAGUCGGCGAAUGCAGAAGUUACGCCAACAAGCAGAUCACGCAAAGGCAAGAAGCACGCUGAGCAGAUCCGAGGACGAAGCUGCUCUUCUAGGACGCGGGGAGUGCUAUCAAAGCAGCGUAGCCGCUGACACAGAGCAUCAGGAACUCGAAGCGCAAGACAUUCACGACUACUCCGCCCUCCCAACGAAAUAUGAAGGAGAUGCGCACGCCUCAACCGGGGUAGAGCAGCAGGCAGACUUGGCAGUGGUUGCGUCAACUACACAAGAUGGAAGGUCUAACUACCCCGAUCCGUCCAUGGCGUCAAGCUAUGGUAUAGGAAUGGGAUACUAUGAACAGGAUGACACGCCCGAUAAAAUCCUCUUUGAUCCAUACAAAGCACCUCCCAUUGGAACCAUACACAUGGCUGACCUCGACGUACCUGAUUCUGUCAAGAAGACUAUUCGAGCAGCCAAACGGAAAGCAAGGCGAGAAAAUGAAGACCCGGACUUUGUUAUUGGAAAAUCAAAUUACAAAAAGGUUCGGCGUGCGAGUGGUUCAGACAUGUUGGACAAUAUGGACCCAGCCCUCUUCGAUGUGGCCUCGUCUACGUCGUCAACUUUACCCCAGAAGAGGCAAGGAUCCAAAACUUUUCAAUAUGAUUCCUUGGAUGCAGUCAAUAAAUUCCCAGGAGCAGCGGUGACGGAGAAUUCCCAAGAGCCCAUGUUCAACGAACCUGCCUUACGUCAUGCAAGGCCUUUGGCGUCAUAUGUGGAAGUCGAUGAUGCUGAUAUGGAAGUAGACAUCAGUGGUAUGAAUAAUGAAGAGCCAAAGGAUGCAAUCAGCACAGAUGAUCGAAUUGCAGAUCCUUCUGAAGAGCAUCAAAUCUCGGAAGACCAAAGUGACAACGGCGGCAACGCUCAGUCCAAUGGCCUCGGCCACGAAUUAUCGGCCACGUCGAAGAAGCUGAAGCCAACCUAUAGUGGCAAACGACGCGGCCGCCCCCGAAAGCCACUCUCACAACCUAGUUCAAGGAUCCAGCAAGCAAGGCCGACAACCGAACCGGCACCUCCAAUACACACCCCUGCUUCACAGCGCGGGCGUGGUCGCGGUCGCGGUCGCCCAAGAAAGUCACUAGUGGUUUCACUCAGACAGCCUGAUCUACCCGUCGACGCGGAAAUGGCCACAUUGCAGGAAUGGGAUAGAUCUCCAAAGCAGCCUUCCGGCAUCUUGAACAGAAUUCGCCAUGGUAACAGGCAGUCAGGAACUGGUCCACCCACCACGUCAACCGCACAACAGUAUGAUGGCAGAUCACCGGCACGGGGAAUUACGAAGAACAUGGUAUCCCAAGAACUAAGAACCCAAGACUUAGGCAGUGAUAAACGCGCCAAGAUACGGUCCUCCGCUAAAGAUCACAAUCUACAGUCAGACACGAACGUGGUCCUUCACCCAAGGAACUCGACGUCUGUGAACCAGCCAUUCAUGUCAAUGGCAGAAAGACUAGCCCUCAAAGGGAAGAGGUUCAAAAUUGGGAAGCGAAGAACGGCUACUAGUACGUCAAGGAAGGACGGAGACGCCGAAUUUGAUCCUCGUGAAACACCGAUCCCUGCAGUUUGGAGCCAGAGCCAGUCCAAGUCACCGAGCGUUUGUCACGAAGCAAGCAAUCGCAGUGAUACGCCGCAGGAUUUGCAAAGCUCAUCUUCGAGCCCAUCAAGCCAAAUGGCCAACCAGCAUAAGUUGAUUUCCAAGCCGUCUGCCACGGGCCAGAAAACGAUUGUUCGCCUAACGGAUGUGGUAUCCAGCGGCGACGAGGACGCGGGCUCCAAUAAUCUUGACCCAAUGGUAUCAUCCAGUGACGAGAGUGGUGAUGGUGACAUCCCCGCAGACAGAGCGGCCAUGAGGCAAAAUGCUUCAUCCCGAAUCAGUUCCCUUGCCCUAAAUCAUGGAAGGGGAAGGGGAAGGGGGAGAGGACGCCCCAGAGGACGCCCCAGAGGACGUCUGAGCGGUCCCGGCCGCAAUCACCGCCAAGCCACUUGA